This is a messenger RNA of Schistocerca cancellata (South American locust), 621 nucleotides long. Its product is annotated as U-scoloptoxin(16)-Er12a-like. The transcript has 4 exons. NCBI's taxonomy places the organism in Eukaryota, Metazoa, Arthropoda, Insecta, Orthoptera, Acrididae. The record is from RefSeq and is a predicted model, not a curated record. Bases 129 to 464 code for a protein of 111 amino acids.
CGCUUGGCGGCGCGGCCGUCGCUUUAAGAUGUACGGGAGCGAGGCUGCAGGCACAGUUGGCCACCUGCCGCCGCAGAACGCACUGCUCACUCCUCCGCCUGCUGCUUUCGUGACACUCAAAAAGAGCCAUGAAGCCGAUGUACGGACUGCUGGCCGCCGCCCUGCUGGUGGCUGCCGUGUGCGCCUGGGAGCGCGAGGAGGAGGUCAACGAGAACCCCAAGCAUCCGGGCAAGUGCUACGACGCACGCCGCAACGAGGGCUACGCCGUGGGCCAGACGUGGCACCGUAUACGCGAGCCGUGCUCGCAGUUCACCUGCGCCCAGGGCAAGACCAAGGGCAAGUACAUCAUCAAGGGCAAAGGGUGUGACCCAGUGACCCCGAAGAAGGGCUGCCGCAUCGAGGAGGGCAACCGCAACGCCAAGUACCCGCGCUGCUGCGCCUCCCUCAGCUGCCCCGCCAACUGAACGGCGCGCGCACCUCGCACCUCGCACCCUGCAUCACAGACGCCGCCGCUAACGUGUCCCACACGCUCUGCUUCUUAUCCACACUGUUUUGCUACAAAAUAUGUAUUUUGCAGAUAUUAUGUAUGAAGUGGACAAUAAAGUAUUAAAUUAACACUCA